Messenger RNA from Vespa velutina, 1305 nucleotides. RefSeq lists its product as uncharacterized. The coding region runs from base 569 to 919 and encodes 116 amino acids. The transcript is spliced from 3 exons. Lineage: Eukaryota; Metazoa; Arthropoda; Insecta; Hymenoptera; Vespidae. The record is from RefSeq and is a predicted model, not a curated record.
UUUUCUCUAAAAGUGGUAAUAUAGGAACUCUACAAUAUCUUCUGAUUACAAAUAUUUACCAUAACAUGGUAAAAUGUUUCUUAACAGAAGAAGAAAACAAAAAAUAAAAUGAUUUCAUUAUGAUUAUCAUACAUGACAUACUCGAUAGCUCUUGAAUUUGUUCUAAACAAUUGCAUUAGCAAAAUUGUGAUGGUCAUUUAAUAACAAAUGUUUAGAAACUAUUUUAUUUAGUUUGGAUCAGACGAACGCCCUAUGAAGGCGUUAAAAAAAUUUCAAGUAAUUCCCACAAGAUUUUAACAAUGUUUUCCCGAGCCGCUAAAUCCGUUGUUAAAUCUUUCAGUCAGCGUAAAUAUUACGCUGGCGAAGAUAAUUUAAAGGUAAAUAUAAAAUAUUCUCCUAAAAUAUGAUAAAUUAUUCUCAAAAUUAAUUGCAGAUUACACUGAUUGGGACAAUUGAGGGAGUCAAUCCAAACGCAUCACGAUUAGCGAGACAACAUUCAACAUUAAAUACCAUUCCUAUUUAUGAUGUGGCUGGUAUUAAUAAAAGAUUUUUAUUUACUCAGAACAGAAUGCAUCAUUUCAAUGGAACUGAACCAUUUUAUGGCCAAAAUUCACGAAUAUUAACAUUGAUGGAAAAAUCACGGUCGUAUGAGACAACAUCGAAGCAAGAUUCAACGAUGAAGGAAAAUAACAAGCUACCCUACCUAGCUGAUCAACUGAAAGUUAACGAAACUGAUAUCAAUAAACUCGUAGAAGCUUUACAUUGUUUGCCGAUCGGCGAAGAAGCUCGAGCAGUAAAUCAACGUUUUACAUCGUCGAAGCUACAAUCAAACACAAGAAGUAUGAAUAUUAAAUAUGAGGAGCCGAAGUAUGUUGAAAUCGUACGUAUACUUUUUCUUUUAUUAAGAAUCCUAUUAUAAGAAUAUAAUCUGACGAUCAUACAUUAAACAUUAAUUUUAAGUUACAUCUCGAAGGCCUCUCUCUCUUUCUACCAUAAGGUCAAAUGGAUUUAAUAUUUUAAUAAAUCAAUCGAUAAUCAAAACGUCGCUGUGACUCCACCUCCCUUCUGCCUCUUUCUUGAUAUGAUGUUGGGCGGGUUAAAAUACACAAAAAGCGUAGAAAUAAGAUCACAAUCGCAAUGCAUAAAUAUAAUUAAAAAAAAAAAAAAAAAAAAAAAAAAAAAAAGAAAAAAAAAUAGAGAAAAGAAAGAGAUAAUUGAUCGGUAAGAACAGCUUUUGGCCUGUCAUUCAGGAACGAGCGAAUUCUUUAACGAUUGCGAGUCACCAAAUUCGAUGCUCAUCAUCUA